Molecule: messenger RNA, 1872 nt
Organism: Vicia villosa (hairy vetch)
Lineage: Eukaryota; Viridiplantae; Streptophyta; Magnoliopsida; Fabales; Fabaceae
Exons: 2
Coding region: 1-1872 (623 amino acids)
Source: RefSeq, a predicted model, not a curated record
AUGUCUCAGAUUUCUCCAUCAAAGAAGACGUCUUCCCGCUCUGAAACAGUGUCAGAUUCUAGGGCACCAAAUAUGGUGAGUGAUCAGGAUGUUGUGAUGGAUGUUGCGCCCUUGAACAUGGUUCCGGCUACUGAUCCUGUUAGUAGUAUACCAAGAAAGAUGCAUGCACGAAAAUCUACUGGUGGGUCCGUUCCAAAAACAUUUUCUGCUAGGGAUAAAGAGGGUUCUGCAUAUGUCCACAAUGCGAUCGUAGGUCUUGUCACGAGAAUCCUGAAUGAAGGUCACAGGGUAGAAGGAGUAUAUGUUCCUUUAUCCCAAGCUUCUGCUCCUGAGAACAGCAAAGAAGAUCAAGUUGAUGCUAGCAAAGAUCAUGUUGAUGUUGAGACAUCUGAAGCUAACAAUGUUGAGACAUCUGAAGCUAACAAUGUUGAGACUUCUGAAGCUAAAGAUGUUGAAACAUCUGGAGCUAAAGAUGCUGAGAUUCUUGAAACAGAGAGAGCUGAAGAGGUCACUGCUACUUCUUCUAAAGAGAAGAAUACACGCCCUAUUGGCAAUGUAAAUGAUGUGGUGGAUUUGGAUAAUCUAGAUGAUCCUAUUGACAUUGCUGAUGAUGAACUCAUCUCUAGCAUUUCUAACAGAGUCAAGGCUCGAAAGGGAAACAAAGUUGUUGUGAAGAAGAGGAAAGAAAGAAGUGUUUUUGACUCAGAGGACAAUGUCUUAAGUGAUGUCCCUGACAUCCCUUCAAAGAAGAAGAUUGCUGUCACCAAAGCCUCCACAAAGGUUCGUGAUGUUCCCUUGGACAACAUUUAUUUGCACUAUGCUUCAAAUGCUAUCCAGUGGAAGUUUGUUUAUCAGAGAAGACUGGCUCUAGAAAGAGAGCUUGCAAAUGAUGCUCUGGAAUGUCAAGAAGUCAUGAAGCUCAUCAAAUCUGCAGGUUUGCUUAAAAUUGUUACUCAUUUUUCUAAAUGCUAUGAAAUGCUCGUGAAGGAGUUUAUAGUAAAUUUGUCUCAAGAGUGUGCUGAUGGGAAAGCUGAGGAUUUUCAUAAGGUGUAUGUUAGAAGAAAAUGUAUAGAUUUCUCCCCAACUGUUGUCAACCUUUAUCUAGGUAGGGAUGAUGAGGCUCAACCUGACCUUGAAGUGACUGACAAUGAGGUGUGCAAAGUUAUCACUGGUGGUAAGGUUAAGAAAUGGCCCAUAAAGAGUAAAUUGUCUGCUAGUCUUCUUAAUGUCAGGUAUGCUUUGCUGCACAAAAUUGGUGCUGCUAACUGGGUGCCUACCAAUCAUACUUCUACCAUUGCAGUUGGCCUAGGUAGAUUCAUAUAUGCUGUGGGAACCAAGACAAAGUUUGAUUAUGGGACUUACAUGUUUGAUCAAAUUAUGAGGCAUGUUGGUACCUCUACUACCAAGCUACCCAUUGCUUUUCCAUCCCUGAUAUGUGGGAUAAUCCUCAAGCAAUACCCUGGGAUUCUAAAAGCUAAAGACUCUGUGUGCAAGAGGGAGAGUGCUUUGUCUUUCCACUAUAAGCUGCUCCAAAGGUCAGAUGACAUAACAUCUGCUGGGACAUCACAAACCAGCAAAUCUGUGAACAAAUCCUCUCUUAUUGCUGAGCUGAAAGAGACUUGUAAAGAGUUGGACAAUAGGAAGAUGAAGCUUGAAAAGCUCAUUCAAAGACUUGAGCAGUCUGCAGAUGAUGUUACUGGCGUUCAUGCUGGUGGAAGUGAUGGUGAAACUAAUGAUGAGGAAAAUGGUGCUGAUAGUAGUGAUGAUGAAGAGGCUGAGGAUAGUGAGGGUGCUGAAGAGACUGGGAGUAGUGAUGCUGGUGAAGAGACUGGUGGCUCUGGUGAUGAAGAGACUGGUGGAUCUGAUAAUUAG